AUGCCAUCUUUGUGGAUCAUCUGGAUCAUCGUUCAGGAGUACGGAUAUUCGCUGAUAUUCGCUUCCAGCAAGCUGUACGGCUCAACGAACCUACCGGAGGAUGCCCAUUGCCGGACGGGUGUUAAUCGAACACUUGUAGCGUCCUUCCCGGUAGCCAAACAGCAGUACAUCGAUUACAAGCUGCACUACGGUUUGCGGUACAAUCCAACCCGGCCAAAUGAUCGCAACGUUACGCAGGAGCAUCCGUUGCGGGAGCGCAAAAAGUUUCUACCGCCCAAGCAGCUAUCGUACGAGCCACCUUUGCUAAGCGUUUUUCACAUCAUUUCGUUUGUGAACGGACCGUGCGUACCGAGACAGCCACCGGCAAUAAUGGAGGGAAGCGUCCCAGGGGCCAACGGUACCAUAUGGACCGGUGUGUGCUAUCACGAGCAGGAGUGCAAUCUGCUGAAUGGCACGCCAAUGGGCAGCUGUGCCGGAGGGUUUGGAGUGUGUUGUGUGUUUCGGUACGGGUGCGACGGUAGGACGGAGCAGAAUGUAAGCUAUUUCCACAGUCCGAACUAUCCGGCGCCCGCUACGGAUGCUUUGCCGUGUGGUUUCACCCUAGCCCUGCAGCGCACCGUGCAGCAAGUACUGCUCGAGUUUCUGUUCUUCGAGCUGCAACCGCCACAGCUUGGUAACUGCGUGGAGGAUCAAUUUAUCGUCUCGGUACAAAACGACCAGCGUGUCUAUCCCGUGCUCUGCGGCAUCAACACUGGACAGCACAUGUAUCUCGACAUCGACCGUGCAUACUCACACCGUCUGUAUCUGAGCGCUGUGUUCAACUCCAAACAGCCGCGAGCCUUUCUCGUGAAGAUAACGCAGCUAGCAACGCCCCGCGCUCCAGCCAGCUGCCUGCAAUUCCAUGAGGGUGUGAGUGGUGUAUUGAAAUCAUUCAACUACGACAACAGUUCCGUGCUGGUGACGAACCGCAAGGCAAGCUAUUUUAACAAUCUAAACUACGCCAUUUGCAUCCGGCGGCAGCCAAUGUUUUGCAAUGUUGUGCUGACGACCUUGGACCCGGCAAACGGGAAGGAGAACAUAUUUCAGUUGGUUAACAUUGCGGAAGAUGGUAGCAGUAUCGUUCCAUCGAACCAGGCCGGCGUAGAACUGUUUAGCUGUCCGGAUGAUUUCAUCGCCAUCAAUUUCGUUCGUCUGUGUGGGGAACGUCUGAACGAUGGAAGUCUGGUGGCCGAUGCCAGUAUCAAUCAGCCAGUUAGGUAUACCAGCGCGGGUCCGAUAAUAAUAGCGGUUCAAACGGAUCAGGCGAUCGUCGGACGUGGUUUUAAGCUUACCUACACGCAGCUUGUCUGCACAGACAAAAUACGUUAGACA
Molecule: messenger RNA, 1371 nt
Organism: Anopheles maculipalpis
Lineage: Eukaryota; Metazoa; Arthropoda; Insecta; Diptera; Culicidae
Exons: 6
Coding region: 1-1368 (455 amino acids)
Source: RefSeq, a predicted model, not a curated record